Notodromas monacha is the source of this 1698-nucleotide messenger RNA. Lineage: Eukaryota; Metazoa; Arthropoda; Ostracoda; Podocopida; Cyprididae. The record is from the annotation of a GenBank genome assembly.
AUGACGUGCUUCGUCGCUAUUCGGUGCCAGACCGAAAACGAUUCCGAUCCGAGUUGCGCCUCAGAAACGGGUUGCCUUGCAAAUGCAGAUUGCCAAUGUCCAACUCGGAUCCCGCCCGGAGGCUAUGCACCUGCUGAAAUUCCCCAACAUGAUUACACCAAUUAUUCCUUGGUGCACGAUUUGUGGAGAAUGGGACAUGAACUCGGAUCGCAUUCAAUGACCCAUAAAGUUCCUGCUGAAAGUUGGGCGGAUAUGCCCCUGGAGGAAUACACCAAGGAAAUGGUUGGUUUGCGUUUGGUCACCGAGGAAUACGCACGGAUUCCACCAGGUCAAAUAACUGGCGUGCGAGCACCUUUUCUACAAAUGAACGGAAACAAUUACACACAAAUGAUACGAGAUAACGGAUUCACGUACGAUGCUUCUCGCCCGACGAGGCAGCAAAUGGACACCGGAAUUUGGCCGUACACCUACGAUUUCGUCUACCAAGAGAACCUUUUCUUGGAUUGCCCGAUCCCACCGUGUCCAAGUGAUGCUUUCCCCGGAAUUUGGCAAGUUCCCAUCAACGAUUUGAACGACACCAAGGGAAUUGAGUGCGCCAUGUUGGAUCAGUGCAGUGGCAGACCGGAGAGUGAAGCGGAAGCAUUGGAAUUGCUAGGGGCAAAUUUCUACCGUCAUUACAAUGGCAACAGGACACCAUUUAAUUUGUUCACUCACGCCAGUUGGUUCCAGGGUGAUUGGACACACAACUUCGACGCAUUGCAAAAAUGGAUUGACGAAGUGUUGACCAUGGGCGAUGUUUACAUUGUGCCUGCGAGGACUGCAGUGGCAUUCAUGAAAGAACCCAUCGACUCAGAACUAGCUAGCGUGGGUGCGGGUCCCCUGUACACUUGCGGUGGCGUGAUUCCGAACAGGGAUUGCAGACUGGGUCCCCCUUGCGACUAUUGCGAUCCGACCGGAAAGGGAAGUGCUCGUCUGCCAGCGGAAGUGAUCAUGGCAGUUUGCGGCAAUUGCCCUCCCUGCUUCCCGACCCCGGACGAUCCCAUCGGGAUGGAAUGCGCUGGCGAGAACCCGUACCCGAGGUGUCCGGCGAGAGAUUGAUGACUCUGUUGUUUUCCACCCUCGGUAAAGUGAUUUUGAUUUCCGGCAUUAUAUUGCUUUGUUUCGGGAAAAAAAAGAAGAGUUGCAAACCAUCACGCGUGUGCAAGGGUGAAAACGAUGAAUUCCGCUACACAUGUUUCUUCUUUUUUAUUACCGUGAUCCAGGAAGCCAAUGUCACGAUUACACGAAUGCAUGGAGAUUAAAUAAUGACAUGGAAAUUCACAAUGUACAAUAAAAUACUGUACUGCGCAGCAUCCCGACAAACAACCGUCUCGAAUAACGACCCGCAAUCUCUGAGGAGUCUGCAAACGAGUUUAAGGAAUGAUGCAUUUUCAAAAAACGGAAAAAAGAGUUGCAAAUUGAGGUUAAACGAAAUUAUCUUCAGCCUUUUAAGAUAGUGGUCUUCGUUCUGAGGAAAACCAAGGCUGUUCAAAUGUGGCUACCACUUUAUUGGGAAGUCUGUAAAUUGUACAGUAUUAAAAUCCAAAAAAUUGAAGUUGACGUUUCUCUUGGAUGUUGAGUAGAUACGAAGACUUUGAAAUAAUAAGAUUUUAUAAGCGGGUUAUAUACUGUACCAGCUGUACUUCAUUUCAGCACGAC